This is a messenger RNA of Hyla sarda, 1490 nucleotides long. RefSeq names its product eukaryotic translation initiation factor 1A X-linked (gene EIF1AX). Gene Ontology annotation, biological process: translational initiation. NCBI's taxonomy places the organism in Eukaryota, Metazoa, Chordata, Amphibia, Anura, Hylidae. The record is from RefSeq and is a predicted model, not a curated record. Gene Ontology annotation, molecular function: translation initiation factor activity; RNA binding. Gene Ontology annotation, cellular component: cytoplasm.
GAGGAAAGAACAGAAGACGUGGUAAGAAUGAAAAUGAAUCUGAAAAACGAGAGUUGGUAUUUAAAGAGGAUGGGCAAGGUGUGGAUAAACACGUCGGACAUUAUAUUGGUUGGCUUGCGAGACUAUCAAGACAACAAAGCAGAUGUUAUCCUAAAAUAUAAUGCAGAUGAAGCCAGAAGUCUGAAGGCAUAUGGUGAACUACCAGAGCACGCUAAAAUUAAUGAAACGGACACAUUUGGCCCUGGUGAUGAUGAUGAAAUCCAAUUUGAUGACAUUGGAGAUGAUGAUGAAGAUAUUGAUGAUAUCUGACCCAGAAACCUCUCUUCCAUUCCAAUUACUGCGGAUUGUUCUAGUUGGAUGUUUUUGAGUGAAGUCCUCCUGUUGAGAUAAAUAUCUCCCUUGGCUCCAACAAAAUGUAUUUUCAGUUUUAAAGUAUUUAUAUUCAUUCAGUAGAGGUCAACAAUGCUGCAUGUUCUGAGACACCUGAAGGUAUAAACUAUUCUUUGCCCGUAAAGAUGGUAAUUUACAGCCUUCGAGUUGGUUAUCAUUUUUUUUUUCCCCCUUAUAAUUUAUCAUGGUUACCUAAUUGAACAAACCCCACCCUUUUAGUUUAGGUGGGUGGUUCAGUGGCUCUACUGGACACCUUCAUUUAUUUGGCUCCGGUGUAAGACAUCAAUCUAGAUGGUGACCGACGCUUCUCACGUUUUACCAUGUGACCAGUUUUAUUCACCUUCUGAAGUGCAGUCCAUCCUUUGAUUCAUCAGCCUCUUUGCAAUUGUUUUAAACUGUUGUGGAGAGGCCUACCUACUGAAUACCCCUCUCAAUUUAUUUGUUUACUUUUUUAAUUAAAUACCAUUUUUUUUUGUCCUCCAAUAAAUGCCUAACCUGUUUCUCUUGUGUUUUUAAGAGCUAUAUAAAUAUUUUUUACUAUACAGAAAGUGCUUUUACCAUGCACUAGAUGACUUGCACACCAAAAGAGAGCCUUUGUUAUCGGUUUGUAUUGUGGUUGCUCUUUGUGAUUCUUGGACUGUUUAAUGCUUGAUCAUAUUUCACACAUUUCAAGAGGAGGCUUAUAUGAUAAAAUAUUAGGAUAUCACAUAAGCCUUAUCUAAAGGUAGUAAUGUUGGAAUGUGUUCCCGCCAUGUUAGAUGAUAAAAUUGUAUUUAGCACUAUCUCACUUGGUUUACCGUGUGUAUGAUCGGUAAUGGAAUUUAACUGAGCCAGUUUAUAUGCUACAGACCUACAGCAAUUUGAUAUUAUACAUUUAUUAUCUUUCCCUAGGCCCUUUUGGUGUGCAAGCUUCUCUUGGGUUGCAUUAUAUUGUAUAGUAUGUGAAUUGAAUUGUGUACAGAUUGAUAUUUCAGACUUAAAAGAGCAUAUGUUUCCUAAUCUUGCUUGAUUUGCCCAAAAUAUAAUGGAAAGAUGCCAUGCAACUUAUGAAUGGGAAAAACAUCCAAAAAACAUAAUAAAGAUUUGUGAAUACAUUAGGA